CUAAGUAGUUUUAGAAUAUUCUACAAACAUGUUGAAAUUUGUGACGCUCGUGUGUUUGCUUGGACUAGCGGCCGGCGGGCCUCCAGUGACUAAGUCCAGGGAGGAGAUCGAAGCAUUCAGGACUUUUUUAGAGACCACUAGACGAGAUGGUCCCUCUCUCGAGGAACGCAUGGCCAGUAACCCCCAAGCCAGCGCGUGGGAGAACAGCGGCAAGUACCAGGGUGAUAUAAUCUUGGACGACGAGCAAAUCAAUGCUCUGGUGGAGGAAUUCGCGAGUGGCAGGAAUGCUUACAUCUGGCCAAACACAAAAUGGCCUGACGAUGUAGUGGUUUGGGAGUUCGCUGAGGGUGUAUUCAAUUCCGAUCAAGAAAGGGCUAUUAUCGAAGCUAUCAAUGAUAUUGAGCGUAACUCAUGCGUUCGCUUCCGUCUCAGAACACCUUCAGACCAGAACUACGUCAGGAUCACCAAUAGGCAAGACGGUUGCUACGCGUCGGUCGGCUACUGGUCGACUCGCGGCGUACACACCCUGAACCUCGCCAACGGCUGCUUCCGCCACGUCGUCAUCAUCCACGAGUGGCUCCACGUGCUGGGCUUCCUCCACAUGCAGUCCACAUACAACAGAGAUGACUACGUUCGCAUCAUGUGGGAGAACAUUGAGAGUGGCAAGGAGCACAACUUCGAUAAAUACGAAAGCAACUUAGUGAGCAACCACGCGCUGCCUUACGAGUAUACCAGCUGUAUGCACUACGGCCCGUACGGGUUUAGCGUCAACGGACAGCCAACCAUCGUGCCGCUUUGGCCUUUCGAUGGUGAGAUGGGUCAAACCAAUGAAGUCACUGCUUUGGACUGGUUGAGGCUGAACAGGCACUACAAUUGCCCCGGAGCUUGGGGGAAGGAUGUGGCACCCCAAACAAAUCUACAGGACAUUAGCGCAUAAUAAAUAACAACAGUGUUAUUUUAUCGCCCUGUUAGAGAGUGGAAUCAAAAUUACUACAACCGAUACAAAAAGGAAAUAUACUGUCAGUAAAUGUGAAUAUUUUUCCCAAAGAAACAUCUGUAAAAGGUUACUGACAACAAAAAUUUGAGCGUCCCUUAUUAACAUAGCGCGUCUGCUGUAGUAUGAGGACGUUUAAAUUUUUUAUUGUUUCUCGAUCCAUACCUUUAGGAAAAAUAUUCAAUUUAACUGGCAGAAUGUCUCUUUAUAUUAAAUAGAUGCUAAUGAUAGACUUUGUACCUAUAUGGAGUGAAAUGAACCUAAUAAUAAUGAACUUUAUUUCCUUAACCACGGUACAAUUUAAGAUGUAACAUUGGUAAAAGAACAUAUGUGUUUAGCUAACAGUGUGAUAGCAAGCAAAGUUGUUUUAAAAUAUUCGUCAAUUAAUUUUUUUUUUUUUAUUUAA
Molecule: messenger RNA, 1400 nt
Organism: Galleria mellonella (greater wax moth)
Lineage: Eukaryota; Metazoa; Arthropoda; Insecta; Lepidoptera; Pyralidae
Product: astacin-like metalloprotease toxin 5
Exons: 6
Coding region: 29-937 (302 amino acids)
Biological process (GO): proteolysis
Molecular function (GO): zinc ion binding; metalloendopeptidase activity
Source: RefSeq, a predicted model, not a curated record